Messenger RNA from Eruca vesicaria subsp. sativa (arugula), 2464 nucleotides. The record is from the annotation of a GenBank genome assembly. NCBI's taxonomy places the organism in Eukaryota, Viridiplantae, Streptophyta, Magnoliopsida, Brassicales, Brassicaceae.
GAAAAGGUUGUUCCUUUGCGAGAUGAAGAGUUUAGAAAAGCCAGAUAAGAAAGAAUCUAAUGCAGUGGUAUCAAUGGAAGAAGAUGAUAAAGUGAGGAAGAUUGAAGUGUCUGGUGGAAAUAUAUCACUUGUUGUUGACUUUAGCGGCCCCUCUUUAACCGGGACUACUAGUUCCCACAAUGCCUUUGAAUGUAAAUCUAAUGGGAGUUUCCAAACUCAGGAGGAGUGUCUGGUUGGGAAUCUUGUAUGGACCAUGACUAAAUCCAAGAAAUGGUGGCCAGGGGAAGUUGUUAGUUACAAAGCUGAUGCAAAGGAGAGUUUCAUGGUUAGGGGUCUUGGUGAGGGGCAGCAGCUUGUUUCUUGGUGCGCACCUUCUAAGUUGAGGCCUUUCAAGGAGAGCUUUGAGAGAUUGGUGAGUAGUCAAAGAAACGAUGUGGGGUUUUUCGUUGCCGUGGGGGAAGCUAUGACCUUGUUGAGGAACUCGCUGAAGCUUGAGAUGACUUGUUCUUGCAUGGCUGAAAGGAAUGGGAGAAAGCCAGGAAAUACUCGCAAGACAAAGCCUUUGAUUCUGCGUGAGUUCUCUGUAGAUCGUUUGGAGCCAAAGGAGUUUGUCACUCAGCUGAAGAAUCUGGCCAAAUGUGUUUCUUCUAGUGGUGGUGGGAUACUUGAGGUGACAGUCAUGCAGAGUAGGUUAUCAGCGUUUUAUUCUUACUCUGGGCAUAAGCAGAUACCUAUGGAUCAACUGAACCAAAACGAGGUGAGGAAAAGUUUCAAUGGUUCUAAGAUGGAAGAGAGUGAGUUCGUUGGUUCUCCAUCCAUUGUAGCAGCUAGUAUCAAGAGGAAGUUUCGGAAAGAAUGGUUUAGGAAAUUUGUCAACGUGUCUGCCAGAGACGAUUUAGUUGACACGUCUCCUUCUGAUUUGGUAUCUAAACUCAAGCUGCUUGCUGUGGACUCCACGUGUUCUGAAAAUGUCGGCCUCUUUGAGUGGUUCUUCUCCAAGUUCAGAAUGUCUGUGUUUCAUGAUGAAAACGCUUACAGAAUGCAGUUGGCAAACAUGGCUGGUUCGAACGAUUUGAUGGUAGCUAAAGUUGGAAAUCAGGGUAGUGAGAAGAGAACCUCCAAGUCAAGAAAUGUAGGCAAGUCAAAGAUUGAGCCUUUCUGUGGUGUUUCAGUUCCUAAUACUGAUCAGGAGACCUUUGAGUCGCAGAAGAACUCAGAGAAGUCAAACAUCGAGGUUAGUGGUGGUGUUUCAGUUCCUAAUACUACUGAUCAGAAGAGCUUUGAGUCGCAGAAGAACCUAGAGAAGUCAAAGAUCGAGCUUGUUGGUGGUGUUGAUCAGAAGGCCUGCGUGUCAAAUAUCACAGCUGAAAAAUAUCGAACAUAUCAGAGGGCCUCGAAGCUGAAAAAGAUCAAAGAUACCACUGGUAGCUCAGAUUUUUCUAGCUCUGUUGCAAAUGAGCCGUCUGCGAAAGAUGUCCAAGAAAAACUAUCGUUACUAUCUCUGAACGAGACAGCUUGUGUGGCAGAUACGCACAGCAAGCCUGCUGUUACACUUGUACCUGACUUAAACAGUGGAGGCAGUUCUUUAGCUGACCAUUUACAAAAACCGCAGACUUUUGUUCCUCCCAAUGCCCUCCCACAAAAGGAGAGACCAUUUUCUAUGAUGUUAAACUUUCAAGCGGCAGCAGCAGCUCCGUGUUCAAACUACGGAACGGGUUUUGUUUCCAGCCUGACAGAUUUGGAAAGAAAGUUCACGAGCGCAGACCUUUGCGCUAAAGUCACUGUUCCAGAGAAGAAGAAGAGAGGAAGGAAGAGGAAGAAUCCAGAAGAGGUUCCAAAAGUUGCACAUACCACUAAUGGUAUACCUGACUUGAACGGAACAACUAAAGAGCCAGCUUCGGUUCAGCCUCAAGGUGAGACUACUCAACGCAGGAGACGUAGGAAGAAAGAGGAGAUGCCUAACAGAGCAACAACCAGAGGAAUCACAAUUCUUGUCUUGAAAUUUUCCUCAAAAGAGUCGAUGCCUUCAAAGGAAGACCUUACCUCUACAUUCUCCGCGUUUGGCCCUUUGGAUGCUUCAGAAACACAUCUCUAUGAAGAUCUUAGCGGUGCGGAGGUUGCCUUUGUGAGUAGCGGCGACGCUGUGGAAGCAGUUAAAAGCUUAGACAAAGCUAACCCAUUUGGUGACAACUUAGUGAGUUUCAGGUUACAGCAGAAACUGAUAAACGUAUACAGGAACAUAGCUCCAAGGAUGCCUGUAAUCUCCCACGUGAGUCCAUUACAGAAACCGAAGAAUGCACCAAUUAGUGUGGAAUCCAUGAAGCAGAAUCUGUUGAUGAUGACUGCAAUGCUGGAUAAAUCCGGGGAUCAUUUAUCAAGAGAGACCAAGUCAAAACUGAAAAGCGACAUCACGGCUCUUCUACAAAAGAUUAGUUCCAUGCCUAGCUCUUCUUCUUCUUCAUGA